CGCUCAGUGCGCGUGCGCGGGCGUCUGAGGCUCCGGGCCCUGCGGCCGCGGCUCUUUUGUUUCCCCGCCGCCGGGCCGAGCCGAGGCCGAGCCCCGUCCGAACCGGGUCGUCUGUCGCCCCAGUCGGAACCGUAGCGGAGACCGUGUCGGAACCGGGUCGUCGGGGAGCGGGAUCCGAGCGGCGGCCGGGCUGGGAGCGGGCCCGGCCUGGCCGAUGGCGCGCGCCCCCCGCCCGCGGCCCCCGGCCUGAGCCCGGCCCGCCCGCCGCCCCGGCCCGCGCCAUGGAGCCCGGCCGCGGCGGCAUGGAGACCGUGGGCAAGUUCGAGUUCUCGCGCAAGGACCUGAUCGGGCACGGCGCCUUCGCGGUGGUCUUCAAGGGGCGCCACCGCGAGAAGCACGACCUGGAGGUCGCGGUCAAGUGCAUUAACAAGAAGAACCUGGCCAAGUCCCAGACGCUGCUGGGGAAGGAAAUCAAGAUCCUCAAGGAACUGAAACAUGAAAACAUCGUGGCUCUGUACGACUUCCAGGAAAUGGCCAACUCCGUCUACCUGGUCAUGGAGUACUGCAACGGCGGGGACCUGGCCGACUACCUGCACACCAUGCGCACGCUGAGCGAGGACACCAUCCGGCUCUUCCUGCAGCAGAUCGCGGGCGCCAUGCGGCUGCUGCACAGCAAGGGCAUCAUCCACCGCGACCUGAAGCCCCAGAACAUCCUGCUGUCCAACCCCGGCGGCCGCCGCGCCAACCCCAACAACAUCCGCGUCAAGAUCGCCGACUUCGGCUUCGCCCGCUACCUGCAGAGCAACAUGAUGGCCGCCACGCUCUGCGGCUCCCCCAUGUACAUGGCCCCCGAGGUCAUCAUGUCGCAGCACUACGACGGGAAGGCGGACCUAUGGAGCAUCGGCACCAUCGUGUACCAGUGCCUGACCGGGAAGGCGCCCUUCCAGGCCAGCAGCCCCCAGGACCUGCGCCUCUUCUACGAGAAGAACAAGACCCUGGUGCCCAUCAUCCCCCGGGAGACCUCGGCCCCCCUGAGGCAGCUGCUGCUGGCCCUGCUGCAGCGCAACCACAAGGACCGCAUGGACUUCGAUGAGUUUUUCCGUCACCCUUUCCUCGAUGCCAGCGCUUCAGUGAAGAAGUCCCCGCCCGUGCCUGUGCCCUCGUACCCGAGCUCCGGCUCCGGCAGCAGCUCCAGCAGCAGCUCCACCUCCCACCUGGCCUCCCCCCCGUCGCUGGGCGAGAUGCCGCAGCUGCAGAAGACGCUCAUCUCCCCGGCCGAGGCCGCCGGCUUCCUGCACGGCUCCCGCGACUCGGGCGGCAGCAGCAAGGACUCGUCCUGCGACACGGACGACUUCGUCAUGGUGCCGGCCCAGCUCCCAGGCGACCUGGUGGCCGAGGCGGCCGGCGGCAAGCCCCCCCCGGACAGCCUCAUGUGCAGCGGGAGCUCCCUGGUGGCUUCCGCUGGCCUGGAGAGCCACGGCCGCACCCCGUCUCCGUCCCCGCCCUGCAGCGGCUCCCCCAGCCCCUCGGGCCGGCCCGGCCCCUUCUCCAGCAGCCGGUGCGGGGCGUCGGUGCCCAUCCCCGUGCCCACCCAGGUGCAGAACUACCAGCGCAUCGAGCAGAACCUGCAGUCCCCGACCCAGUUCCAGGCCCCACGGUCCUCCGCUAUCCGCAGGUCGGGCAGCACCAGCCCCCGGGGCUUCGCCCGGGCCAGCCCGUCACCCCCGUCCCACGCGGAGCACGGAGCCGGCCUGGCCAGGAAGCUGUCCCUGGGCGGAGGCCGGCCCUGUACCCUGUCCCCACAAGUUGGAACCAUCCCGGAGCGGCUGGGAUGGAGCGGGGUGCCCUCCCCCCAAGGAGCCGAGAUGCGGGGCGGCAGGUCCCCUCGUCCAGGCUCCUCGGCGCCCGAGCACUCGCCCCGCACCGCGGGGCUGGGCUGCCGCCUGCACAGCGCCCCCAACCUGUCCGACCUGCACCUCGUCCACUCCAAGCUGCCCAAGCCGCCCACCGACCCGCCGGGGGCCGUGCCCGGCCACCCGCAGGCCAGCGCCCCCCAGCCGGCCCACGGGCUCCAGUCCUGCCGGCCCCUGCGCGGCUCCCCGAAGCUGCCGGACUUCCUGCAGCGGAACCCCCUGCCCCCCAUCCUGGGCUCCCCCACCAAGGCCGUGCCCGCCUUCGACUUCCCCAAGACGCCCAGCUCCCAGAACCUGCUGGCCCUGCUGGCGCGGCCGCGGAACCGCACGCUGCCCGACCUCUCGGAGGCCGGCCCCCUCCCGGCGCAGCCGCUGGGCCCGGGCCUGCGGCCGGCGGAGGACGCCAAGGGCCCCUUCGGCAGGUCCCUCAGCACCGGCCGCCUCACCGACCUGCUCCUGAAGGCCGCGUUCGGGGCGCAGGGCCCCGACUCCGGCAGCUCGGACAGCCUGCACGAGAAGCCCAUGGAGAUCGCGCCCUCUGCUGGCUUUGGAGGGAACCUGCAGCCGGGCGCCCGUGCUGGGGGGGCCAGCAGCCCCUCUCCCGUGGUGUUCACGGUGGGCUCGCCCCCGAGCGGGGCCACCCCGCCCCAGAGCCUGCGCACCAGGAUGUUCUCAGUGGGCUCCUCCAGCUCCCUCAGCUCCGCCGGCUCCGCCUCCGCCCGCCCCCUGGCCGCCGGGGCCUGCGGUGAGGCCGCCCCCGAGGCCCUGGCCCCCGGCCACUGCUGCGGCUUCGCCGACACCGUCACCGCCAACCUGGAGGGGGCCGUGACCUUCGAGGCCCCCGACCUCCCCGAGGAGACGCUCAUGGAGCAAGAGCACACGGAGAUCCUGCACGGCCUGCGCUUCACGCUGGCCUUCGUCCAGCUCGUCCUGGAGAUCGCCACCCUCAAGGGCAGCGCCAGCGAGGCGGCCGGCGGCCCCGAGUACGAGCUGCAGGAGAGCGUGGUGGCCGACCAGAUCAGCCUGCUGAGCCGCGAGUGGGGCUUCGCGGAGCAGCUGGUGCUGUACCUGAAGGUGGCCGAGCUGCUGUCCGCCGGCCUGCAGACCGCCAUCGACCAGAUCCGCGCCGGCAAGCUCUGCCUGUCGUCCACGGUGAAGCAGGUGGUGCGGAGGCUGAACGAGCUGUACAAGGACAGCGUGCUGGCCUGCCAGGGCCUGAGCCAGCGGCUGCAGCGCUUCUUCCUGGACAAGCAGCGGCUGCUGGACCGCAUCCAGAGCGUGUCCGCCGAGAAGCUGCUCUUCAGCCACGCAGUGCACACGGUGCAGUCGGCCGCCCUGGACGAGAUGUUCCACCGCCGGGAGGACUGUGUGCAGCGCUACCACAAGGCCCUGCUGCUCAUGGAGGGGCUGCGGCAGCUGCUGGCGGACCCCACCGACGUGGAGAACAUCGCCAAGUGCAAGCUGUGCAUCGAGCGGAGACUCUCGGCCCUGCUGACCGGGCCCUGCUGACCGGGCGUGCCUGACCUGGAGCCUGCCUGCUGGGCCAGCGGCCGGACUUCUCUGCGGGCCCCGGGGAGGGCUGCGAGGCAGCCCGGAGCCCGGCCCGGAGCUGGGUCUGCAGCCACGGCUGUUUCCGGGCUCCGGCUGGCGCGGGGUGUGGGGCACUGGGGGGCCACACAGACUCGGCCCGGUCCGGCCCAGCGCCCCGGCCGCCCCCGAGGGCCCACUAGCCAAAGCCUGCAGCCCGCCGGCCGGCCCUCCCCAAGACCACCCGCCUCGUGAGGCACGAGCACUUUACCAGGCCGGCCCGGCCCCCGCGCCCUCGGCGCCUGUACAUACGUAUACACACACACACACAUACAUGCUGUGCGCCCAGCACAGCGUCCUAUUUAAUGUUCUUGGGGACACACAUAGGGCGCACCGAGCUUCCCAGCAGGCGUGGCAGUCCUCACACUUCACUACGAACGUGUCUUACCCGCAGCUCUUGUUUAAAGGAGAGACGCGUAGUGUCAGAUGGCACGGCUGGGUGUCCGCUGUCUCACCUGUAGGCGUGGGGCUCCUGCCACAGACGGGGCUGGUGAGGGGGUGUUUGUGCAAAAACCUCCCCAUCUGGCCGUCCCAGUCGGUUUUUAUGUUAAAUUCCCUCACCCCCUCCCCACCCCCCAGGUCCCGCUGCUAUCAGAGGGGCAGGGAGCCACCUUCUGGGCUUAGGGCCUCGCCCGUGAGUGCGCCCCCGGAGUUUGGGGGGCACCCAGGGGAGUCCCGGCACUGGCCUGGGUUCGAGGUCUACAGCUCAGACCCACAGGUCUCGGGUGUUCCUCCGCAAUACUACUUGAAGAGUGCCGCUGUCGGACUCGGAAGAAGCCCUGUGACUGCUCUCCUGGCCGCACAGGACAUGCUCCUAUUUAUUGCUUUACGGGCGGUCGGGGGACUCGGCUGCUGGGAGGCUGGUGCUGCGGAGGGGCCCCCUUCCUGCUCCUCACUCGUGGCACCAGCGUGCCCGCGUGCCUCCGGGCCGUGCCAGCCGGUCUCUCCGGGAGACGGCACUCGCCCGGGCUACUUCAGGGGGAUCCCGUGGUCCCGCCUGUUGUGUUAAUUGUGUAAUACCGUUUAAGGAAAUAAACCUUUGGAAUUGUU
Messenger RNA from Pipistrellus kuhlii (Kuhl's pipistrelle), 4550 nucleotides. RefSeq names its product unc-51 like autophagy activating kinase 1 (gene ULK1). Gene Ontology annotation, cellular component: cytoplasm; autophagosome. The coding region runs from base 282 to 3422 and encodes 1046 amino acids. The transcript is spliced from 28 exons. Gene Ontology annotation, biological process: axon extension; positive regulation of autophagy; autophagy. Lineage: Eukaryota; Metazoa; Chordata; Mammalia; Chiroptera; Vespertilionidae. The record is from RefSeq and is a predicted model, not a curated record. Gene Ontology annotation, molecular function: protein serine/threonine kinase activity; ATP binding.